Messenger RNA from Humulus lupulus (European hop), 1294 nucleotides. Its product is annotated as protein-ribulosamine 3-kinase, chloroplastic. The transcript is spliced from 9 exons. NCBI's taxonomy places the organism in Eukaryota, Viridiplantae, Streptophyta, Magnoliopsida, Rosales, Cannabaceae. Bases 169 to 1167 code for a protein of 332 amino acids. The record is from RefSeq and is a predicted model, not a curated record.
UCCUAGUCGUUUGUCUGUUUUCAUCGCUGAAUAACAGACGAAUGAAAACCCAGCAAUCAAAACGACACGAGUCCAGCAAUUAAAACGACACGAGUAACAGAUCACCGACCCCGGUUCGGCGGCCGUCCGACCCGUAGAAAGAGAACUUUUUUUUUUUCUAAGGUGAUAAUGGUGGCUCAUCUGGGAGCCAUAGCUCCACCUUCGUGCUUCCCUUAUCGUCUUACUCGUCUUCCUCGACUCUCCUCUACCAAGCACAAGCACAGACCUUUUAUCAUGAAUGCCAUGAGUGAUGAUCCAAUCCGUGAAUGGAUUCUCUCUGAAGGAAACGCGACGAAAAUAACAAGAAUUAGUCCUGUAGGUGGUGGUUGCAUCAAUCGUGCCAAUCGCUAUGACACUGAUGCUGAUUCUUUCUUUGUCAAAACAAAUAGGAGUAUUGGACCCUCAAUGUUUGAGGGAGAAGCUCUUGGAUUAAAUGCCAUGUACGAAACCAAUUCAAUUCGUGUACCAAAACCAUUCAAGGUUGGGUCCCUACCUACGGGUGGUUCUUACAUUAUCAUGGAGUUUAUUGAAUUUGGUUCAUCUAGAGGUGAUCAGUCUGUUCUAGGAAGGAAACUUGCAGAAAUGCAUAGAGCUGGAAAAACAGACAAAGGCUUUGGUUUUGAUGUUGAUAACACUAUUGGAAGUACUCCACAGAUAAAUACUUGGGCGUCAGAUUGGAUUCAGUUUUAUGGAGAACAUAGAUUGGGCUUUCAGUUGAAGCUAGCACAAGACCAGUAUGGUGACAGGACCAUCUAUGAGAAAGGACAAAGAUUGGUGAAAAGUAUGGGACCCCUUUUUGAUGGUGUGGUGAUAGAGCCAUGCUUGUUACAUGGAGACUUGUGGAGUGGGAACAUUGGUGCCGACAAAAAUGGAGAGCCUAUUAUACUUGACCCUGCAUGUUAUUAUGGACACAAUGAGGCCGAGUUUGGAAUGUCCUGGUGUGCUGGCUUUGGAGGAUCUUUUUACAGUGCCUAUUUUGAGGUGAUGCCCAAACAACCAGGGUUUGAGAAGAGGACAGAUCUGUAUUUGUUGUAUCAUUACUUGAAUCAUUACAAUCUUUUUGGUUCUGGCUAUCGUUCUUCUGCCAUGUCUAUAAUAGAUCACUAUCUACGGAUUCUAAAAGCCUAGGCCUUCCUUUAUUUGUUUUUUUUUUUUUGGUGACCAAGUUCAAUAUCAAUGUAUAUUGUAUAUACCAUCUAGCUUGUCAUUUAUACUAUUUUGAUCAAUUGAACUCUAAAAGCCUAGGUUGAACUUU